UUUUUUUUGGAAUAGUGAACAGUACAUGCGGUUGCUGUUCACCGCAGGUAUAUUUUUUGAGCAGUCCGAUUUUUGAUCAUUUUUAUCACUAUUUCCAACCGAUUUUGAGAGCAUUUGAACGAGAUUGAAGGGAGUUUCGACUGGAAUCAUUGGAGAUUCUACGCGCGAAGAGGCGAACUCAAAAGGCAAAGGCAUAGCGAGGUAAACUUUGGAUCGUGUCGAGAUACAGGUAGAGCUGAUACGGCACCCGAGCGUUGAUCGCACCCAGCCAGGCUGUGUCGAGGAGUGACGAGAUGGCGAGAACACGCUCUAAUGCUCAGGACGGACGACCACCAUUGCCACCUACCAGAGGUCGUGGUCGAGGUCGCGGUCGAGGCCGUGGGCGAGGUAGGGCAGCACCUAUAGACCCUCCAGUUGCCCCAGUUCAGGCUCCAGCUGCAGAGACUACAGCAGCAACACCUGUUCAGGCACCAGCUGUGCCUAUUAUUAUUCCGGGUCUUCAGGAGACCUUGGCGCAGAUUCUGACAGUAUGUACUGGUUUGGCUGCAGCAGCUACUUCCCAGACAGGGGGAGGUAAUCAGACCCCAGUUGCUCGCACGCCGGAGACAGUAGUUCAGGGAGUGCAGGUCCCUGAGGUUCCACCAGCUCAGCCGGUUGCCCCAGUGCAGCCGAUGGCACCGGUUCAGGGUGAUGUUGUCCCUGUUAUGGCGGACGAUGAGCAGCGUCAUCUCGAGAGAUUUACCAGAUUAGCACCUCCUACUUUCAGUGGUGCUCGGGGCGAGGAUGCCCAAGGUUUUCUUGAUAAAUGUAGGCGUAUGCUGCGGACAGCAGGUAUUCUGGAGACCAGUGGUGUAUCCUUCACUACUUAUCAGUUCACUGGUGCAGCUUUUAAUUGGUGGGAUGAGUAUGAGCGGCGUAGGCCGGUUGGUUCAGCGCCAUUGACAUGGAAGGAGUUCUCCACUCUCUUUUUGGAGAAGUGGGUGCCUAGAUCUCAGAGGGAGGAGUGGCGUAGGCAGUUUGAGUAUCUCAGACAGGGAGAUAUGGAUGUUUCUCAGUAUGAGGCGAGAUUUACGGAGCUAGCUCGUCAUGCUCCGUGGAUAGUCCCGACUGAUCGGGACAGGAUUCGGAGAUUUGUGGAUGGGCUUAAUUACCCCAUUCGUAUUCUUAUGGGCUGAGAGAGGAUCUUGAGCCAGACUUUUGAGGAGGCGGUGGAUAUUUCCCGAGAUAUUGAGAUGGACCGUCAUCUAGAGAGAGAGGAUCGGGAGGCUAAGAGGCCUCGUGGUUCCGCCAGUUAUAGCAGUGCUCCAUCUAGGGGCCACCAGCAGCAGCAGGGUAGGGGUCGUUCUUUCAGGCCUCAGCAGUCAGCUCGCUCAGAGCAUCGUGGGCCAUCUUCAGGCCGUGGUCAGCAGGGCUUUCAGCAGAGCCAGUCAUCAUUUAGUGCUCUUCCAGCUCAGGGUUCUUCACAAGCCCCAUCGGUUCAGGGUUCUUCUGCACCGAGUGCGCCAGCUAGUCACUCCGGUGCGAGGGGUUCUUUACAGUCUCAUCCUCCAGCAUCUAGAGGUUGUUUUGAGUGCGGAGAGUUGGGACAUGGGUGGAGGCAUUGUCCUCACCGUACUGCUAGUUCAUCACAGCAGAGGGGUCAGUCCUCAUCUUCCGCACCAGUUAUUUCUGCACCCACCCUGUCAGCUAGGGGUGAGGAUCAGGCAGCUAGAGGCCGCCCCCGAGGGGGAGGUCGAGCGGGCGGUGGUCAGGCUCGUUUUUAUGCUCUUCCAGAUCGAGCAGAUGCUAUUGCUUCAGAUGCUGUUAUUACAGGUAUUAUCUCAGUCUGCCACACAGAUGCCUCUGUUUUAUUUGAUCCCGGAUCCACUUAUUCCUAUGUUUCUUCAUAUUUUGCCCGACAUUUGAGUAUGCCCCGGGAGUCUCUUGCAUUACCUGUUCAUGUG
Messenger RNA from Nicotiana tabacum (common tobacco), 1943 nucleotides. The record is from RefSeq and is a predicted model, not a curated record. NCBI's taxonomy places the organism in Eukaryota, Viridiplantae, Streptophyta, Magnoliopsida, Solanales, Solanaceae.